GCCGCUCAUAUUUCAACAGAACCCCAGCAAGUGUACUCCUGUUCAUCAUUACCUGUUAACAACUUUGAAAGAAAUGAUACUAAUACAGCAAUACCACUUCUUACAUUACCUUCAUACUACCAAAAUGACAUGGAAGAUUCAAGUUCUUCUGAUAGUUCAUUCCACUCAUCUUUAUAUUCUUCCACAUCUGUACAAGAAAUUGUACCUGAGAAUAAAGAAGAAGCAAGCAAGAAAUACAUACAGGAGAAGAAUCGAGACCAUGAUAGUGGAACCCAAUCUAAGCUACAGUGUCAGCUGGUGAAAGAAUCUAUUUCUGUGGAUCGCAUUCCAGCCUCUGGUUCUGCAGUAUCUUAUUCAUAUCUAGAUCAAUCUGAAAGUGGCUCUUCAUUAUACAUUUUUCCACUGAAUAAAAGCAAGCCUCAAGAAAAAUCUGCAGCAAACAACUUACCUGGUGAGCAAGAACAUCUACAUUAUGGUAUUGGGCAUAUGAGCUAGUCACGUCCUCGUGUCCUAUAUGGUACUGGUAAGGGGGCCAUGAUGUUCAGCCAGCCACCAUCGCUAAUUCAUUGCAAAAAAGAUGUAUUUGUCAACCCUCUUGCACCAGAAGCACCACUGUUGCCUUCUGAUAGGCUGAUACACCUUGCCAGCUCUAAAAGACCAUCUGCUCCCAGGACUGUUAGCUCGCCAGUAACAUCUUCAUUCGUUGUUUUGGAAACUACAACAUCUGCUUGCUUAAAGACCACUUCUAAAAUGCAUCUAAAGAUGCCACCUGAAUUCACUUCAACACCAGCAUCUCAUGAAUGUUUGGAACUGCAACCAGGUCGUCCAAGUCCACAGAGUCAAGAUCAGAUGAUCACUUCACUUUUAUCUUCUUCAGUAAUUGCAUUAAGUAAGUCAUGGGAUUUGGCUUUAGAUCUCAUUGACUCUGCUAUAGCCGUGCAAUCAAAAUAUUCCAUUUGUCAACCCGUGAAGUCUUUUCCAAAAUCACCAAAAACUGCAAAAUCAUCACCAGCAUCUGCAUCAAAAUCAAGCUCUGCAAGUGGACUACUACCACAAAACCAAGUCUCAAAUACAUCAGGUUUUUCGAGUGCCCAAUUACCAACAUCUCCCAGGGUACCACGCUCUGUUUCAGUACCUGCCUCAUCAAACCAAAAAACGGAAAUGUCUUCAAAUUUGUCACCAUCACCAAAACCAUCAUUGUCUUCGAUGAAAUCAACAUCCGCUUCAAGCCACAGAUCUCUUGCAAUAACUCAGCCUGUAAAUCCAAAUCCUGGGAAUCAAAAUCCUUCAUCAGUCCUGCCAAUGAUAGGCAAAGCAAGGAACACACUGAUGGAAGCCAUAAGAGCAGGCGUUCAACUACGCAAAAUUCCUAAAGAGAGAACAAGUGCUGAGUUACCUGAAAAUGACGCAGAUAUGAUCCGGGACUGUGGUAAAGAAAUGGGGUAUAAUUCCGGAAAAUCGGAUAGCGAAAGUGAAUGGGCUUAACAACCAAACAUAAGCAAAUAAACCCAUCAAAGUAAAAACUAGUAUUUGUUGUGUUCUAUUACAUCUAAGUCAUUUCUAGUGUUCUAAUUUCCCCCCUUGAAUUAGAACCCCUAUCAUAACUACACACACACACACACACACACACAGAGAGCAUCCAAAGGUUUCAUACAAAGCUUUAAUAUUUAAAAUAAUGGAUUUUAGUGCAAAAGAAGUUAGCUGGGGAGUUUACAGAUUCAGAAGGUGAGUCCAUGACCAUCGUGGUAAGCAGAAUGGCAUCAAGCAGGUAGGCAUGGAGCAGUAGCUGAGAGCUUACAUAUGAUCCAUAGCUAUUGGCAGACAGACUCUGGACUUAGCAUGGGCUUUUGAAACCUCAGUUCCCAUCCUACUGACAUACCUCCAACAAGGGCACGCUUCCUAAUUCUUAACUAAACAGUCCACCAACUAGAAAUAUAUAACCUUAUGGGGUCAUUCUCAUUCAAACUACCACAAAUGACUUUAUCAUAUUCACCAGACUGCAGACCAGGAUAAACCAAGGUAAGCCGUAGCAACUAUACCACAAUCUGAAUACCCUGGAAAUUCCCACUAUCAAAGUUCAUUCACUUUACAUUCAGACUAUCAAGACAUGAAGACAAUACAGGCAAUUUCUUUGCAAGAAUAUAAUGUAGAUGGCUCCUAGCACAAUUUCUGACAGUUGAUGUUUCAUUCUGAAAGCUCACAAACUGGGCAGCCACUGUCUUUCUCUAAGCAUUCUUCUCUUUCAAGCUCCCAUGAGAGAAUGGGUCAUUAAAUAUUCCAUAGAGUAUACAAGGCCUAUUGUACAAAGUAACAAACUUGAAUAUUCCCCCCACAUACCAACUCCAAGGGCCCAAUAACCACAAGGCUUCUCAGUAUCAAUUUUUUUCAUUAGUUACUUCUCCUGAUGCUGAAACUUAAGGAAGCAAAGGCUAAUUUUGGCACAUAGAUUGAGGAUACAGUCCAUUGCUGCAGGGAAGUCAUGGUACAAGAGCUUAUAAUAGUAUCACAGGUGUGCCGUCCAGAAGUAGAUAAUGGUUAAUAUUG
Messenger RNA from Alexandromys fortis (reed vole), 2544 nucleotides. Its product is annotated as actin-binding protein WASF1-like. The record is from RefSeq and is a predicted model, not a curated record. Lineage: Eukaryota; Metazoa; Chordata; Mammalia; Rodentia; Cricetidae. Gene Ontology annotation, molecular function: actin binding. The annotation marks the transcript as partial. The transcript is spliced from 2 exons.